AUGGCUGCUGGCAUCGGGCCGAAGUACAUCUCCCCUCGUUCCGCAGACGUCAUUCUCUCCGACAUACGUCCCAUAAAAUUCAACAUCGAGGCCCUCGGCUGCCUCAAUGUCCUCCUCGACGAGAUACUCACAUCCAUCAUCGUCGCAGCACAUGCGCUCACCACAGAACGACUCAAGCUCGGGCUCCUCAAGGUCCUCCCCACCACGCUCGGCAAGGAGGCUCUGCUCGAGGCAGAGGUCGAGCUGAGAGCCUACUGGGAGCGCACGAACGCGUCGAGACCGGGCUCUGCGCAGACGGCUGCCGAGAAUGCGCCAGACCAGGACUUCAAUGCUCAGUGGGCCGUCGAGUUGAUGCGGCUCAAAUGCGAGGCCUACUCGACACUGAACGACUCGGACGAGGACCCGCAGACUGAGGCACGUCUGAAUGCUCGUUUGGGGAGCCCUUCACCGCGCAAAGCGGCCCUCGUAGCCCCCGCGGCACUGUAUCUGACAGCGGUGCUGGAGUCCAUCUGCGAGCACAUCCUCUCUAACGUCGGUCGCGUCGCGACCCGCGACAGCAGUACGACGACGGCAUCGUUGGAGGAUCUCUUCGUGGCCCUCUGCGAGGAUGAUUCCAUGUUCUCCCUAUUCAGAACAAUGAAGGUAUAUGACCAGAUCGAGACUUUGUCAAAGAUGUCAAAACCUCGCAGGAGUCUAAGCAAAUCCAACUCGAGACCCGGCCCACCUUCAGAGCACGCUCCCUCACCCAUCCCCGACGUCUCCUCCACCGCAUCCGGCAUCUCAAAUCGCUCCAGGGUCUCCUCCGACGCACCUCCACAACAAUCUGGCAGACCCUCCCUCGACAAAUCGCGAGCCAAAAAGUUGUUCAGGACGCACAGUCGGACCACGAGCGAUCGGGACCAAUCCCAGGCGGAUCCGUCAUCCCGGCCGUCAUUCGCCGACGCGCCGAGACAGAGUGGACAAACUGAUAGUUUCCAUAGCGGGAUGUCCGUGGAUGGAGAGGACGAAGAGUCUGUCGAGUUCGAUAACCGAAUGCGUGCGGGUGAUACGGUCAAAAUGUCCCUCACACCGGAUAGACUCAGGACCAUGGACCAAGAGAAGAACGGCCGCGCAGGCAAGCGACAACCCGCCCUGAAGAACUCGACAGAACGUUUCCCCGCGACCGACGGAUCCGGUCUCUCCCCAGUCGCAGCGACACCCAAGACGCCCAAUGGCGUCCGCAAGACGUCGUUCCGCGAGGUCGACUCUAUCUACGAAUAUGAAGAGUCCAAGAGCAAACCUCACGCUAACCACAGCCUCACCACCUCUCCCAGCUCGCGUUCCGGGCGAAACGCGUCCGACCAAACUUUCGUUCCAUCCCCGACUCCUAGUCGCAACCGUUCGCUGUCCACCUCUCAUGCCAGCGGCAAUAACAACAAUCGCAGCGGGAACACGAUUCUACGCAAAGCUUCCAUGCAGCACAAACCGGCUCCUAUGCCGCCCCCUCUUCAGAACAGGCAACCUCGAGUGCCGCCGAAGAACGACGAUUCUGUGUUUGGCGGAGGGAUGCCGAACCGUAAGCGGAGGAUCCAGCGCAAUAUCGACGAUAUGGACCUGGACGAUAUCAUGAACGGCUCGGAUGAGGACGAAGGCCAAGACGUCGUCAGACCUCCCUCUGCUCCGGUCUCGAUGGGGCGCCCGCCUGCUACGCCCCGGUCGACCGCAGGCGGAGUCAAAGUCUCCGCUUCGACGCGCGAACUCAUGGAUUUCCUCUCUGAAGGACCCCCGCCCGAAAUGAUGUCUCCUCCUCCGAUGUCCAUGCACGACGACCUCUCGACCUCUCAAAGCUCCAAACAGAGGGGCUCAGGUCGUUUGCAGCGCAUGAUGUCGAAGUUGAGCCUGGGUGGUGAUAAGGCGAAUCAGGACGGAGGCAGCAGUGUAGGCAGCAGCGGCCGUUCCAUCCGUCGUAUGCCUUCCACGAACACGAUCAGCGCACCCAACACGCCCUCCAUGCGCUCCCAACAUUCGUUCAACAACCUCGGCCCGCUCCCUAUGGCCGUCAAGCCUACCCCACCGCGCAUGAUGCCGCCCCCCGGAGCCAUAGCGACACCGAUCUCGCCACCCGCGUCUCCUUCGAGGGACUACGAUCCUCCCCAUCACGCACAGCACGGAGGGUUCGACAGUCUCAGGGCUCGGUCCCAGUCCGUCUCGCAUCAGCAUCGUAGACUCAGUCCGGCUAGUAUGCCUGGUCCGUACGGAUCGGAAUUGAAGACGAAGGCGAGCGAGGGCGAUUUGGUGAGUAUGGCCGAUGCGUUCAGGUCGAGGCCGCCACCGCCUAGGGCGGAUACGAGGGAUCUUAGGGAGCGGUCGACGCCUUCGCCUCGGUUGGCGCCGUCGCCUGGGGCGAAUGGACAGGUGCAGAGCAAUGGGCUUCCGAGGGUUAUAGCGAGGAAGGAGCCACCGAUGUAUGAGCCUUCGAUUACCAGUAAUAGCGGCAAGGCGGACGGUUCACCUACAACGACCACGGCAACCUCUACUAUUGCGCCGAAGUCGUCUGGCCACACACACUCGCAUUCGAGGCCGGGCUCGCGUUCACGACAGGGAGGGGGCGCGAGACCUGGUUCGGCCGGCUCGUCGGAGAAAGGGGUCAGGCUUGCACAGGCGUCGAGCGCGAAGAGGGCGGAGGCGGUGGCUGUGGUUGUUCCGAGUGCGCCUGCGAAUGGGUUGACGAGGGAGAUGGCGUUGGAUAUGAGGAGAUUGAUGGGGAAUGCGACGAACGCGGACGAGUGCAGGUUGUUGGUGGAUAUGUUUUUCGCCAGGGCGGGGAUCAAGGUUCCUGCUGCGACUACCCCUGCCUCUGCCACUGCGAACUCGACAGAACAGGCGACACCGGUGGGAACGCCUACGUCUGCGAGGUCUGCGUCUGCAGCGUCUCAUUCGCCUGUGGGGACGGAGACGUCUUCGCAUGGCGCCGCCUCUUCGACGACUAUGCAGAGUCCUCCUGCGCCGGUCAGUAAAGAUGUGCAGGCCGAUACCCAGCCCCAAGUUCCUAUCGAGUCGUCCCUCGUGGAGCUGUUCCUCGGCAGUGGCGAGAAAUACCCUUCGCCACCCAGCAGUGCUGAAGACGGUGAACGCACUAACGCUACCACUGUCAACGCCAAAGCCGCUGACACCGCCACCCCGACCGCCGCUGCCGAUACUCACGCUCUUUCUACUGAAGAAGUUGACGACGCACCUAGACCUAUGUCUCCUCCGGUCACUCCCUCGGAUGGACCAUAUACCCACGGGAGAGCCAGCGGAAGCGUCAGUUCUGGUUCUGUUUCUGGCUCUGGUGGAAAUACAGGGUUUCAAAGUCUCUUAGAGAGGGAGAAGGGAGCGGCGGCGAGGGCGUCGAUUAUGGUUACGCCGCUUGCUUAGAUUUCUUCUCCGGGGGGAAUGACUUGUUGUUCCAUUGUUGUUGUGUGUGGACGUUUACCCUGUUUGCGUGCCUAGUGUCCGCGCCUGUUUUACCCUCAGUUCUGUUCCUGUUUCUGUCUCUGGUUUUGCUCUCUCACAUCCUAGCUUCAUCUAUCUGACUGUCGCUCUUUUCUGCGUUUUUAUUUCGUCAUCUUAUCUCUGUUGAUCUAUCGACUUUUGCUUGAUCUCCGUCCUCUUGCUUAUAUUCUCCAGGCUUGAUGCUCCCAUUUGCCGUGGCCUUGCUUUAUUUCGUCCUUCUCUGGUACUGCCUUAUUUCCUCCGCCUUUCCCCGGUGCUGUAUCUCCUCUCUCCUUGCUCUCCAUUCGUCCCUUUUAUUCUUGGCCAAGGCUUCCUAUGGGUCAUUGCUAGCCGUUCGUUUCUCCCGUCUUCAUCCCUUUUCUUCAUGCCUGUUCGUGUGGCGCGUUCGUAUUUCUACGUAGGUAUCUACUUUUUUUUUGGACGGGUGGAUGAUAUACAUUUUUGGCCGGAUUUUCGGUGUCUGGUGGCAAAUUGCAUACGUUCGUUUCCUUUCUUUCUAUUUCUAUUCCCCAACAUAUGUUUAC
Molecule: messenger RNA, 3998 nt
Organism: Stereum hirsutum FP-91666 SS1
Lineage: Eukaryota; Fungi; Basidiomycota; Agaricomycetes; Russulales; Stereaceae
Exons: 8
Coding region: 1-3396 (1131 amino acids)
Molecular function (GO): protein heterodimerization activity
Source: RefSeq, a predicted model, not a curated record